AUGUCCCGCUGGGAAGGCAAUGUUUGGAACUACGGGAUGCAGCAGGGGUUUGGCGGGUUCGCAGCUGGUGGUGGCGGGGCAGUAGCUGUUGCUGCGGCCGCAGCGGCUGCUGGCCCAACUGCCACUGCUACGGGCCCAAAUGGAGAAGCCUACAUGUUGGCACAACUGCCUCCUGGUCUGGCUGUGCAAAACCAUCUGCAGAACGGUGUCGUAUUGCUCAAGGCGAGUUCUUUCCCCUACGAGGCGGAAGAUCAGAAAAGUUUAGCCCAGGGAACUUAUCAACACCAUCCACACUCUGUGGCGAAUGCAGCAACACAGGUGCAGACGAUAGUGACCUCGCAUAACGGUGUUCACCCGCACCAGCAUCAACAACAAGCUGGGUUGGUAUACCACAGCUUCCAGCCGAUUGUUGCUCAUCAACCAUGGCCUCAGGCGAUUCAGCAGCAGAACGCGGCACCGCAAACGGCCGUGCAGAUGACCAAGAAAGAUGAAGUCGAGGCAGAUGUGAAACCCGCUGUUGUUAAGAAACCACGAGCGAGAAAGAAGAAGGCUUCUGCGAACGCCAACAACGAGAACGUGCAGAAAACCUCCGGGACACAAACGAGCGCAGCAUCGACCCCAGGGGACGGAACGAAGCCCUUUUUCCCGGGACGUCGUCUGCCGUCUUUGGCCACUAUAGCGAAAGAGUGCGAGAAUGGGAAGACCAAGACGCAUUUUUGCGACCACUGUCAUCGCGGGUUCAGUUCGGCAUAUCAUUUGUCUCGUCACUGGCGGAUCCACGAUGGGGAUUACCCGGCCACGUGUUCCGAGUGCGGCAAGACGUUCAGAGACGCGAGUUCUCUGAAACGACACAAUUUCGUGCACACGAGGGACUCGCCGCAUGAGUGCCCAGUGUGUCAGAAGCGUUUUGGGGAGAUUGCGAGUGUGGCCAAAAUUCUUGAAAAAUUUGCCACUUCGAGUGUUCGAAGUUUCUUUUCAUCAGAAUUCUUCUCUAUUUUUGGUCACCAGAUAGAAAUCACAUUGGCACGCCAUGUUCGGAUUCAUUCCGGAGAGUACGCGCACAAGUGUGACACUUGCGACAAAGGGUUCCAUGAUACCUACGCUCUGAGUCGUCACCAACGGUCUCAUACUGGUGACCGACCAUAUCGUUGUCAUCUCUGUUCCAAGGGUUUCGUCACCGGCUCCUACCUCAAGAAGCAUCUUCGCACUCACGGCGGCUUGUUUCUGUGCAAAAAAAUGUUGAGAAUCCCUAAUUUAUCGUCCACUUCUUUCCGGGAUGUGCGACACUCACCAUCCUUGCUACUGAAUAUCUUGGCUCCUUUUUUGCGCCCACUCUGGCGCUGCAACAACAUAUCCCCGUCAGACUCGGGAACAAGACCAUCACCAUGGUCCCAAGCUGGUUGUGCUGCUUCUGUGCUGCCAGGCACUGAUGAGUAUUUACUGUCAACAGUCAGUCCCGAAACACCCAUCCCGACCCCUCCGAGAACAUUGGCAACUUUCGAGAGGAGAGAGCGUUCUUUUGGACGUGGCAGGGUUUCGUUUACCAGCAUGAAAGUGGUGCCCGAUCCGCAACCAAUUGAAACAGCUGCUUCUUUCAGAGAUUGUGGAAUAAUGGUGGGAGAUAAGAUGUUCGAGGAUUCCCGCAAGCCGCAAGUCCCAUGCUCGUUCCAGCCCCAGACUGCAACUGCUCCCGUGCUGGAAUCCUUGUUUACCCAAAAGCGAAACACAGUGCUCGGCUCCAACUGCAACUGCCACAGCCAAACCAGGCAACUUCACUUGAACCGGUUUGGGAUCACAUUCCGAGUUAAUUCCUCUUCCAAGCUGCCCGUAAUCCCCGCGGCCCCACAGGUUCUCCAUCACUUGUCAAACCAAGCUGCCCUUGUCGCCCAGAACCCCAUACAUAAACUUUCCCGGUAUCAUCCACAAUUGCGCUAUGCCGUAGACCGGCAGACACUGAGACAACCACACAAGCAAGCUCAACUUCUGAAGGCUCCACAGUGUGCGACGGCACCUGGCAGAAAAUGA
This is a messenger RNA of Notodromas monacha, 2025 nucleotides long. The record is from the annotation of a GenBank genome assembly. Lineage: Eukaryota; Metazoa; Arthropoda; Ostracoda; Podocopida; Cyprididae.